UAAAAACAAGCCCCGGGGGCUGGCGGCAGGGAGAGGCCGGGGAAAACAGGAGACCGAACGGGAGACUGGACAGGGAACCGGACAGGAGAUGGAGACAGGACAGGGGACAGAGACUGGACGGGGAACUGGACAGGGAACGGAGACUGGACGGGGAACUGGACAGGUGACGGAGACUGGACGGGGAACUGGACAGGUGACGGAGACUGGACGGGGAACUGGACAGGUGACGGAGACUGGACGGGGAACUGGACAGGUGACGGAGACUGGACGGGGAACUGGACAGGUGACGGAGACUGGACAUGAGACAGAGACUGGACGGGACCGGACAUGGGAACAGGGACAAGAACAUUGACGGGGACGGAAACAAACACAGUAACAGGGACAGGAACAGAGAAACCACCGGGGACAGGAACUGGAACACUCACAGAUACAGGGACCAGGACAGGGAGAGACAGGGGAACCAAAAACAUAGGUGGGUGCCCAGGACUGGUAAAAGUCUGUGGGGACAGCCUGGGCACAUAACUAGGGGCAAAGUCAGGAGGCCUAGGAGCAGGCCUGGAAAUACGGGGCCUGGGCCCAAACAUAGUUCUGGGAGCUGCAGGUGUCUGAGCUGGAGUCGGAGCAGCUGGGACUGCUGGUGCUUGAGCUGGAGCAGCUGGGACUGCUGGUGCUUGAGCUGGAGCAGCUGGGACUGCUGGUGCUUGAGCUGGAGCAGCUGGGACUGCUGGUGCUU
Molecule: messenger RNA, 733 nt
Organism: Astyanax mexicanus (Mexican tetra)
Lineage: Eukaryota; Metazoa; Chordata; Actinopteri; Characiformes; Acestrorhamphidae
Exons: 2
Coding region: 89-352 (87 amino acids)
Source: RefSeq, a predicted model, not a curated record